This is a messenger RNA of Neoarius graeffei (lesser salmon catfish), 6403 nucleotides long. RefSeq names its product protein phosphatase 6, regulatory subunit 2a (gene ppp6r2a). Bases 206 to 2917 code for a protein of 903 amino acids. Gene Ontology annotation, cellular component: cytosol; nucleus. The record is from RefSeq and is a predicted model, not a curated record. The transcript has 23 exons. Gene Ontology annotation, molecular function: protein phosphatase regulator activity; protein phosphatase binding. NCBI's taxonomy places the organism in Eukaryota, Metazoa, Chordata, Actinopteri, Siluriformes, Ariidae.
UACUGGCGCCCCCUGGUGUGUAGGGAGGUUUGGGUGGUUUUGAAACUCUUGGUAGAGUUCGCCAUUUUGAAUUGAAGAAUAUGACUUUUUUUGCUUGCAUGUGAAGCUCGAAGUUCGUUGAUAGUUUAGUGAUUUGUAGUGCAUCAUGUGUGUGGCCUGGGAGAGAUAGCUUUGCAGCUGUUGCAGAGUCUGUAGAACGUAGUUGAUGCCAGAGAGCUGCUGUUUUAUAGCUUCAGAAGCAAAACAGAUCCGCUGUGUGUGUGUGUGUGUGUGUGAGAGAGAGAGAGAGCAGUUAAACUCCACGCUGAGCUUGAGGCAAGUGCUUCCUCCUGCAGCCAUUGCCAUGUUCUGGAAGUUUGACUUGCACACCACCUCCCACAUUGACCAGCUGCUUGAUCGGGAGGAUGUAACUCUGAAGGAGCUGAUGGAGGAGGAAGACCUGCUGCAGGAGUGCAAGGCACAGAACCACCGACUCCUGCUCUUUCUCUCGCAGGAUCACUGCAUGCAUGAGCUGGUCAGCCUCAUCACAGAGGAACCCUCUGCUGACCUGGAGGAGAAAACACGCUUCAAAUUUCCAAAUAUUGCUUGUGAUCUCCUCACCUCUGAUGUGACCACCAUUAAUGACAAGCUGGGUGGAGACGUAUCUUUGCUGGAGAAGCUCUACAGCUUUCUAGAACAGGAUUCACCUCUCAACCCCUUGUUGGCCUCCUUCUUCAGCAAGACCAUCGGUAACCUGAUCGCACGCAAAACGGAGCAGAUGAUCUCGUUCUUGAGGAAAAAACACAACUUCAUCAGCCUGGUGUUAAACCACAUAGAUGUGUCUCCCAUGAUGGAUCUGCUCCUGCGUCUCAUCAGCUGUGUGGAACCGGCUCCCCUCAGACAGGAGGUUCUCAAUUGGCUGAAUGAGGAGCGACUGAUCCAGAGGCUGACUGAGCUCAUGCACACGGGGAGAGAUGAGGAGAGACAAUCAAAUGCGUCCCAGACUCUGUGUGACAUCAUCCGUCUAAGUCGAGAUCAGGCCAAUCAGAUCCCAGAGGCUGUGGAACCAGACCCGUUACUGGCAGUCCUGGAGUCAGAAGAGAAUGUGGCGCAGCUUUUAAAGAGCAUGUUUGAGAAGAUGACCAGUGAAGCCUCUGUUGUCAAUGGAACUCAAGUGCUUCUGACGUUAUUGGAGUCGAGGAGGACGGGGCUGGAGGGUUUAAUGGAGCUGUAUUCUCAGGGAUGUGAAAGGUCUUACACUGUUAACAACAGUAUUCUACGUACUAUUGAGCCUCAUUUAAAGGACUUCCAAAAACUUCUACUGGAUCCUCCUAAGAAAAGUGCAAUACUCACAACUGUUGGUGUUCUGGAGCAGCCGCUGGGGAACGCACGCCUUCAUGUGGCCAGGCUGGUGGCCUCUCUGCUGCAGACAAGUGACACCAGCAUCUGCCAAGAGCUUUGCAAGCUCAACACCAUGGACCUUCUGCUGGACUUAUUCUUUAAGUACACCUGGAAUAACUUCUUGCACUUUCAAGUAGAGAUGUGUGUGACCUCGAUUCUGAACCACUCAGCUCACACGAGUCUGCAUGCUUCAGUUCUCCCGAACCACGAAGAGAAGCCUGACUCAGACAGCCAGAAUAGCAGCACAGAUGCACCACAUGCGCCCACCCAUGAUGCCUUGGUGGCCAAUCUUUUCCAACAGUGUCGCUUGGUGCAAAGGAUUCUGGACGCCUGGGAGGAGAAUGACAGAAUUCAAGCUGAAGGUGGGACCAGGAGAGGCAACAUGGGUCAUCUGACUAGAAUCGCCAACACUGUGGUUCAGAACCUGGAGAAAGGACAUGUCCGGUCUCAGAUUAGUGAUCUCAUUAAAGAGCUCCCUGAGGACUGCAGAGGGCGUUGGGAGAGUUUUGUGGGAGAAACCCUUCGAGAAACAAACAGGAGAAACACAGUAGACUUGGUCAGCACACACAACCUGCAUUCUUCUAGUGAAGAUGAUGACGUGGAGAACCCUUUUCCCAAUGAUCUGUCUAUCCAACAGGCAUUCUCUGAUUAUCAGAUUCAGCAGAUGACUGCUAACUUUGUAGAUCAGUUUGGCUUCAAUGAUGAGGAGUUCAGUGAACAUGAUGAAAAUAUCAAUGCUACUUUUGAUCGAAUUGCUGAGAUUAACUUCAGUAUUGAUGCAGAUGAUAAUAGUGCCAAUGCUGCUGCCUUUGAAGCUUGCUGUAAAGAGAGAAUACAGCAGUUUGAUGACUGUGAAGAGGAAGAAGACAUUUGGGACGAUAAAGAGAUCAGCUAUGCAACUCAAGUGAAAUCCCGAUCUAGGUUUGGCGUGCCUUUAUCUUCAGGAAGCUCACCUAAAGGUUCUGUGAGGAAUGGGAAGCGGGGCUGCGGGUCAGCCAGAGAGGAUGAAGAUGAGGAAGGGGAGAAUCAGGUCUCUACUCAAGCAGCAACCAGCACAAAACACCCCAUACCACAGACUCCACAGAGUCCUGUGUGUGCAGCUGAUUUCAAAGAAGCAAAGGAGGCUGCCUGGGGCUCUGCUUCCAACCAGGCCAACGAGGAGCAUCAUGGUACAGGAUGGGCUAAUUUCACAGAGUUUCAACCUUUUUGCAGCAGCUCCAGUAACUCGGAGAAUCAGUCAGAAAAGAAAGGCCAGAAGGCCCCUGUGCUAGUGUCAGACUGCAGCUCUUCUGGAGGAUCUGACCGAGAAGAGCAUGUGGGAAAUGACAAGACCGAGGAUGCAUCCAAAGCAGCAGGCAACCAAAAAACAGCAGCAGCUCAGAGUGAUGUACCCGAUGAGGCAUUGGAGAAGCUCACGAUUACAGAUGCAGCAGUUCCUUCAGAGUCCCAGACACCCGCGCCCAAUUCAGAAAACACCACUGUGACAGACAAGAGAUUUGAUGCACCCUCUGAAACCACACCCAAUGGACCGAUCUGAAGAUGUUUAAAGUGAAGACAGACAAAAACCCAUUUGAACCCACUUUUUGCCACUUCUGUUCUAACUCUGAAAAACCUCAAUACCACUUUUGGUGUUAAAGUAAAAAAAUGCUGCCAAGUUGUUGAACAUGGAUUCUGCCAAUCAGCAUGCACCAGUGAAGGAAGAGGGAUGUGUAGCGCACACCCAGUAACCAGAACAGUGCUUACAGGAGCUUUUAUUUCUUUCAACUUUGUAUGAAAUUUGCAGUUUUUAAUGUAGCAGUUAUGGGGUUUUUUUUGUUUGUUUUUUUGUUUUUCAGUUAAAAGAUCAUUAAGCAUUCUAUUUUACUUUGUUUAGUUUCCCAUCUUUUAAUUCAUUUUUCACAUCCAGCCCAACCACAGUAACAGGGUGUCGAAGGGCGUUGCAGGAAAGCAUCAUUAUCGAAUCGUUUAUGUAGUGAUGCCUCACCCUUGUCUUCACUUAAAUUAAAAUUGUUGUUAAUAUGCACUUUUGCAAGCCUACGAUAUGUAUUUAAACACAUCACAUAGAUUGUUACAGAUAGUUUUGUAACAUCUGUAAUAAUUUUCCUACACACCUGCUCCACAAUAAAACUCGCGCAUGUAAAUUUAAUCCCAUUCCGAAUAGGGCUAUAGUGUCACUUCUCGUUGUGUGCAAUAAUGAAAUUUUUUUGCUCUAGAGUUUCAAACCACUCUGUUAGCAUUGAUGGUGAGGUGUACUUUUUCAGGUUCUAAUCUUUUUGCAGAGCAUUAUCAGUUGUGUAUACAAAAGCAUAUGGUUUCUGGUCAGCAUCUUUUGUUGGCCUUCUGACUAUACAGAAUUUUGUCCCCCCCCCCCCCCCCCCCUUUCAAAUCAACAACUUUCAAACUGUAUCUAUUUGUAUUUUCUAACAUACUGCUUUACCUAAAAAUGUGUUCCAUGAAAAAGCACUUUUAAUGUAAAACCUUGCCUUAAGUCCUUUAAUUGAUACCGUCUCGGUCACAAAAAGCAAGAGAGAGUUGUUUACUGGUCUUUCUCUGUACCUAAGCAUGAAAAGAACAACUUCCACACUGUCUUCCUGUUUCUCUACAGUUAAACAAAUGAGACAAAAUUGUUAUACUUGGUCACUUAUUUAUUGAGGAAAAUGAGGCAAUAUUACACAUCUGUGAGUGGCAAAAGUAUGUGAACCUCUAGGAUUAGCAGUUAAUUUGAACUGGACUGAAAGUCAUAUGUUUAAAAUAAACCGGAACAAUCAGGUGUUGAGUGUUUUGCCUCGUUUUAUUGAAAGAACAGGGAUCCAUCAACGUCUGAUCUUCACAAUACAUUUGUGGAAGUGCAUCAUGACAGGAACAAAAGAGAUUUCUGAGAAUCUCCAGAAAAAGAGUUGUUGAUGCUCAGCAGGGUGGAAAAGGUUACAAAACCAUCUUGCAUACAAGGUUGCACGGAGAAAACUACUGCUGUCCUAAAAGAACAUGGUUGCCCAACUCCAGUUUGCUGAAGAUCAUGUAGACGAGCCAGAAGGCUAUUGGAAAAAUUUUGUGAACGGGUGAGACCAAAAUAGUACUUUUUGUUUGAAUGAAAAGCAUCAUGUUUGCAAACACUGCAUUCCAGCAUAAGAACCUUAUCCCAUCUGUGAAACAUGGUGGUGGUAGUAUCAUGGUUUCAGCCUGUUUUGCUGCAUCUGGGCCAGGACAGCUUGCCAUCAUUGAUGGAACAAUGAAUUCUGAAUGAUACCAGUGAAUUUUUAAAAGGAAAUUUUUGGGACAUCUGGCUGUGAACUGAAUGUCAAGAGAAAGUGGGUGAUGCAACUAGACAUCGACCCAAAACACACAAGUCGUUCUACCAAAGAAUGGUUAAAGAAGAAUAAAGUUAAUGUUUUGGAAUGGCCAAGUCAGAGUCUUGACUUUUAUCCAAUAGAAAUGUUGUGUAAGCUCAUGUGAGGAAACCUACCAGCAUCCCACACUUGAAGCUGUUCUGUAUAGAGGAAGGGGAUAAAAUUCCUCCAAGCCGGUGUGCAGCACUGAUCAACAGUUACUGCAAAAGUUUAGUUGCAGUUAUUGCUGCAAAAAGGGGGUCACACCAGAUACUGAAAGCAAAGUUUCACAUCCUUUUGCUACUCAGAUAUGUAAUAUUGGAUCAUUUGCCUUAAUAAAAUAAGUGAACAAGUAUAAUAUUUUUGUCUCAUUUGUGUAACUGGGUUCUCUUUUAUCUACUUUUAGGACUUGUGUGAAAAUUUGAUGAUGUUUUAGGUCAUAUUUAUGCAGAAAUAUAGAAAAUUCUAAGGGGUGCACAAAGUUUCAAGCACCACUGUACAUUUCUAAUUAGAGUUUUUUUUAUUAUUACAGGCAAGGCAACAGCGACGGUCACAUGUACAUCUUAAUUUAUGUGAUAUGAACAAAAAUGCAUUACUGUUAAAGAUUUCAUUUAAUCAUCUGUGAAUCUCAAUGUGCAUUUGUAAUAGGCUUGUUUCUGUUGAUCAUGUCACAAAACUUGAAAGAUUAGAUGAUAGUCGUCUUCCCCCCUCUCCCCCCCAUUAUUUUUGCAUUACUGGGUGGUAAACCUGCUCGCCCUCAGUUCUGUGUAACACUCUCCGUUAUUGCAAGCUGUUAGUUUUCUUCCUCAAACUGUUAAAAGCUUUGCUCCACUAUGCUUCUGCUUCUCACAUUUUCACUCGGUUUUUUUCACAAAGCCAUAAUAUGUUUAGCCAGUAUACUGCUUAACCUUUAGAAAUUGAGCGCAUUCUAAUUUGUGAUGUUUAUGCAACCCCAAUCCUAUUCAGUUACGCUCCUAUGUUUGGACUGGUUCUGUGUGUAGACUGCUUUUAUAGACCUACAGUAUAUACAUGCAAUGGUGCAAAAUUUAUCAGGUCAUAAAUUCAUCACCAAAAAAAAGAUUAAUUUUAGUAGUUCCUUUCAUUUAUUUUUAUCGGUCAUCUGUUGUGAUCUGUUCAUUCAUUCAUCUUUAGUAAGUGCUUUUAUCCUGGUUAGGGUCACUGUGCAUACAGAGCCGGUCCAGAUAACACUGGGCAGCAGUCUGUUGCAGAUGUUUCCAUAUACCACUGAGAAUUCACUAUUUUAAAUAAAAGUGCCUUGCAGUUGUGUUUCCCCAAUCCUCAACUCUUAGCCAGCUUAUCAAAGGUACAUAGAAUAUCCAGGAUUGGAUCCAGGAAGAUGUCAAUCAUCAGCAUCACUUUUUUUUCUUCUUCUUCCCCCUUCAUCGAAGCUUGGGUUUUUCCAUGAUUACGCCUCACAGCUGUAUCUGAGCAAUGCUACAUCAUUGAGCUCAACAAGACUGCAUUAGUCUGAAUGGUAAUUUUAAUGGAGAGCUUAAUGGUUAUGUAAUGAGAUGCAUUUCCUCACAAAUUACAGCUUAAAAAAAUACUACAUUGACGUAUAGAUUGUGUCUAUACGUGGCAUUCUCAAGGCCAACUAUAUAUUUUAUAGAUAUUUUGAGAUGUGUUUGAUAAAGUUAUGUGCAGUAUAUGAAUAAAUGUUAUGUGAACAACUUUUA